AUGUCGUUGCGACGGAAGUCUUGUGAUGCCUGUUUCAGAAGCCGUCGGAAGUGUGAUUUUGGCCGUCCCGCUUGUGGAACGUGCCGGCGGACCAAGAAGCGCUGCCGUUAUGCGUAUGCAUCGAGCGUGAACCCAUCCGACGCAACGGCAACGUCGGACUUAUCAACAUGGUCCGACGAUUUCAUUACUGCUGGCUGUUCACCUGCGGCCUCUGAUAUAUCAUUUACAACGUUCCUGGAUAUGAUGAGUAGUACGAUGCCUCAGGCGUCUUUCGAAGCUGGCAGAGCCUCUACUUUUCAUUCCGAUCAGUACGAGACAUUCUGUGGAACUAGGGCCUCACAUUCCCCAAGCCAAUCUAUUCUGCUGGGUAUGUCAACAACUCAGCUGGACCUUCAUCUGGUCGGCCCCCUCGGUGAGGUUCAACCUAUAGAAGGAAGCAAUGAGAGCUGGCAAUGGGUGUUGAGCCAACUAAAAACCUAUCCAUAUGAGUUUUCUCAGCAAGCACAGACAUUGUUCAUCCAUCCGCAGCUGUAUCAAAAGUCAAUGCCACAGCCGAUUAGAGCAGCUUUCGGAAUGUGUUCGGCUUGCAGUCUCAUCAAUGAUAGCAAUCGCGCGACAUUGUUCAAGAUCAUGGAUGCAGAGGUUGUUGAAAUUCUUAACAAUCCCGAGGGAGACGCGGUGCUAUUCAAUGAGCUUGCUCGACUCCAGGCGUUACUUCUGUACCAAAUGAUGCGGCUAUUCCAUGGUGGCCUUGAACAUCGAGUUCUCGCUGAGCAGCAGCAAGUCAUCAUUCUGGGGCUAGCAUUGAAGCUUCUUACACGCUCUCGAGCCGAGCUUGAUGAGUCCGAAGGGUGGGAUUCGUGGAUCUUGGCAGAAUGUAUCCGUCGCACGGCGCUGAUUGUCUACAUGGUCUAUGGAGUCAAUUCUAUAUUCCGGCAUGGAAUCUGCACCGAGAUUCACACGAUAGCCAAGCUGCCUCUGUCGACUGCGCCCACCUGCUGGAACUCGGAAACUGACUAUCACAACCAGUCAGAACCACAGCGCACAAUGACGUAUGAGUCGGUACGGCGGAUAGAGAAGGCCCUCUCGCUCUUCACUUCACACGGAGAAAACAUCCUCGAGACCAGUACAGAUUACCCCGCUCACGAGGUCAACUUUGAGCAGUCCAUCGUGGCACCAGCAGCCAUCUUCCUCCAGGACUUGGCAGGUGUCACUGGCGAGGACCGCUGGCUCGAGACAGCAAAGGAGCACUUCGAUCUCCUCCUCCUCUUUGGCGGACAACAGCCCGACUACCACCUGCAGGAUGUCGCCAUCCGCCACUGGGACGGCUACUGGUUCGGCAAGGACCGCAUGUGGGGAGACGUCUUCCCGCACUAUUGGAGCACGCUGACGGCCAUUGCCAUGCACCACUACACGAAGCUCACCGAGGACAGAUCGGCCGGGCACUACAAGGAUCCGUACGCCAACGACUUGGACUGGGCUCUCAAUCACUAUCUUCUUCUCACAGAUUCACUCUGA
Molecule: messenger RNA, 1518 nt
Organism: Clonostachys solani
Lineage: Eukaryota; Fungi; Ascomycota; Sordariomycetes; Hypocreales; Bionectriaceae
Source: the annotation of a GenBank genome assembly